UUUGAGAAUUUGGCCAGACAAAGAACGCUAGGCUAGUUAUGGUCCUUGGAUAAACUAAAAGAACUUUGAACCAGGGACCAUAGUUUACGCUUUAAACUACAUCUCAUCUCUAAUGUCGAAGCAAGUGACAAAAAUGACACAACGUACAUUUGAAAAGGGUUUCCCUUUUCCACCACUCACUCCUGGUAUUCUGCGACUGUACAGCAUGCGUUUUUGUCCUUACGCUCAACGUACACGUCUCGUUCUAGCCCACAAAAAUAUUCCCUAUGAAACCAUAAAUGUACACUUAAAACGCACAGACUGGCUAUUAGCACGCAACCCGAAGGGCAGAGUGCCGGUUCUUGAAUUUUCAGAUGGUCGUAUUGUGUUUGAAUCCGUCAUCACAUGCCAGUAUCUUGAUGAUGUCUACCCUCAGGAACCUCUGACCCCAGCUGACCCAUAUCAGAAAGCUCGAGAUCGUUUGUUUGUGGACUAUUGUGACAAGUUUAUGAUGGCCAUCUACCAGCUCUGGUCUUCAGACAGCAACAGUGAAAAGGGCAAAGCUACCAUCCAUGUAGGAAUGCAGAUGUAUGAGCAAGAAUUGACACAGCGAAACAGUGGUCCAUUUUUUGGAGGAAACAAGCCUACCAUGCUGGACUAUCUUAUAUGGCCAUGGUUUGAGCGUUUAUCACCAUUUGUUAAUCCUGAAGUGAUGCCACACCAUUCUUUGACCAAGAACAGAAACACAGAACUGACCUACCAGAGAGCAACAGGUGCUUUGCAAUAUCCAAGGCUUCAGAGAUGGAUGUCCUUCAUGGUCAAGCUACCUGCAGUGAAAGCUACCAUGUUUGACCUUCAUAUGCAUCACAGUUUUGGUCGCUCACAGAUUGCAGGUGAUCCAGACUACGAUGUGGGACUAAAUGAUGAACCUCCAUUUCCUCAUUCACAACUAUGAGUUUUUUUUAUUUUCGUUCAAAUGAAAACUAAUUUCCUACAUUGGGCUUUCUACAAUACAGAUCGAGCUAUCAUAUUUGAUUUUGUUAUCUGUUCAACCACUGAUUUAAAUAAUUGAUAGAAGGAAAUGUUAUUUUCCUUUAUGUAACAUGUUCCAAUAAUAUGCAGAAUUUCACAUAUGUUACCUGAGUAUGUAUUUAAGUAUGUUGUACAUGUACUUCAGCAGGAGUCCAUGGAUCCAUCAGCAGUCAUAGGGCACCAAUUUUAACAUGUUUAAAAUCUUUAUCCUCAUUCUGUUGAUCCCUUCACUAUUAAAACUAGAAAUAGUUUGCAUGAUUUUUUGUUUAAUCCAUAAGGGGUCUCCCCAGAUCUCUUUUUUUUUUUAAAUCAGGACCAGGAAUGCUGAAAUACCUUUAGUGUUAGCACCUUUGAUUUUAUAACAGGUAUUUGUACUAUAGUUGGAACUAGUCAACUUGGAGUGAGUCAGAUAUUUGUACAUAAAGAAAGGCUUGCUGGACAUGGUUAUUGCAAAAUGUAUAUGAAGGACCAAGAGUCUUUAAACUGGAAAGUUAUUUCUGCAUCAGUGGAUCGGGGAGAGAGCAAAAAAUUUUGAAUGAAGGAAUCUGAUCAAUUGGUCAGUCAGGGACAGACUUUUAUUAAGGGCCUAUCAAAAGUCCUAUGACUUCUUUUUUGAAAAUGUUCAUAGCAUUAAAAUUAUAUUAAAAAAUGUCA
This is a messenger RNA of Pomacea canaliculata, 1665 nucleotides long. Its product is annotated as glutathione S-transferase omega-1-like. Gene Ontology annotation, molecular function: glutathione dehydrogenase (ascorbate) activity; glutathione transferase activity. The record is from RefSeq and is a predicted model, not a curated record. Gene Ontology annotation, cellular component: cytoplasm. Gene Ontology annotation, biological process: glutathione metabolic process. Lineage: Eukaryota; Metazoa; Mollusca; Gastropoda; Architaenioglossa; Ampullariidae.